CAGCGGGCGUAUGAGAGAGAGCCGAUGAGCAUGGCUCAAAACCGAACAGCUCUGUGUGUCACACUCGAAUACAUCGCAUCCACAGCUAGGACCUAGGCGCGGAUCGUCGCUUUCAAGACAAGCGCAACAUCGGAGAGAGAUUUUACGCAUGGAUAGAGAAUGAAUGCGCCGCUGUAUCCAACAAUCCCAAAACGCCGGGUUGGUCUCAUUUUGCCACCAUUAGAGCAUCACUUGAAUUACCAUAAGGGAGCGACGAGAACCGAGCACAGUAGAAACAACGUCUUUACAACUGAGGAAUAAGAGAUUUUGCUCAAAUGAUUGAAUAAUUUACUUUUGAUCAAAAUCCAAAUAUUUUCAUUUAUUUGGAGGUGUAAUUCUAAGGACACAUAUAUUAAAGCACUUUGAUAGCCAUCAUUAGGUCUACUUGGAUUUGAUCAUAUUGACACUUUGUUAGUAAUCAUGAUGGAAACUGCUUCAAAAGCGCGUCGGCUGUCCAAUGUGUCCAACGUGUCCAAUAUGUCCACGUCCAGCGCUGGGACUGAGGUAGGACAGAGCGAUGUUCAGAUUUGGGGGGACAGACCUUUACCUGUCGACUACCUUGGUGACAUCUCGAUCCUGGAUGAAGGGAGAUGGUCUAACUCUGGCGUGAAGAAACAUCACCACAAGCACAACCUGAAGCACCGCUACGAACUGCUGGAGACAUUGGGGAAAGGGACAUACGGCAAAGUGAAGAAAGCCAUCGAGAGACAAUCCGGCAAAGUGGUGGCCAUUAAGUCCAUCAGGAAGGAGAAGAUCAAGGAUGAUCAGGACAUGGUUCACAUCCGCAGAGAGAUCGAGAUCAUGUCCUCCCUCAAACACCCUCACAUCAUCUCCAUCUACGAAGGUAGGUCUGAGAGAGAGAUGGA
Messenger RNA from Coregonus clupeaformis (lake whitefish), 905 nucleotides. Its product is annotated as NUAK family SNF1-like kinase 1. The record is from RefSeq and is a predicted model, not a curated record. Gene Ontology annotation, molecular function: ATP binding; protein kinase activity. The annotation marks the transcript as partial. Lineage: Eukaryota; Metazoa; Chordata; Actinopteri; Salmoniformes; Salmonidae. The transcript is spliced from 2 exons. Gene Ontology annotation, biological process: protein phosphorylation.